Schizophyllum commune H4-8 is the source of this 2059-nucleotide messenger RNA. RefSeq lists its product as uncharacterized. NCBI's taxonomy places the organism in Eukaryota, Fungi, Basidiomycota, Agaricomycetes, Agaricales, Schizophyllaceae. The transcript has a single exon. The coding region runs from base 386 to 1891 and encodes 501 amino acids. The record is from RefSeq and is a predicted model, not a curated record.
CCCCGCUCAUAAAUUCCUUCCUCCUACGUAUUACUACCCGUUUGCAUGUCGAAUGCUCUCCUGCGAUUUUGGGCCCCCGCGCUGUGACUAUAUGACACCCAUGUUGUACGCUUCACAUAAGAUAUGCCGCCUAUGCCAUUCUCUACCUCCCUCCCAAAAGUAGCGUAUGCUCUUCCUUUUUUCAGCUUCGGUUCAGCUCGCCUCUGCGGUAUCGAUGAGGGGGAUGCGGUCGGGCGUGGGAUAUGUUUGACUUGCCUGGUGACUUUUACGUGCGGGCGGCAAGAGGACGUUUGAACGCGAAUGGGUUGCGGUACUGCCGCACUUGCCCUUGUUUCCUGCCGUCUUCAGGCCGUCUUCCCGCAUCUGGCGACGAAGAAGACCCGCCAUGCCGCCCCGGCGAAUGCCCCCUCCCCCUCCCCGGCGGAGCAGCACCGCUACCUCGAUUCACAAUGAGCACCCUAGUGGGCGUCAUCCGCUGGGCGUAUCGCCACCUCCGCCACCCCCGCGGCGUCGGACAUCGUCCACGCUCUCGUCUACUGCUGCCUAUCUGCCGACACCAGAGACCGAAGGCGACGAUGAGGGGACAUACGGGCUGCCGUCUGUCGCGACAUCGCGGCCACGCCCUGUACGUCGUUUGACGGUUGAUGAGAUCGAGCAAGACGAUCCCGAGCUUGGUCGGCUGCUGAGGCGCCCGCCUCCCCCACCUCCGACCAGCAAAGCUGACAAGCAGGGACCGCCUCCUCUACCACCGAAUCGACCCUCUAGGUCCUCGCUUCCUACUCCUCCCCCCGAGCCAGAUACCGAGCCAGAAUCUCAGUAUGAACCUCAGUAUGCAGAGCAAUCCACAGACGCACAGAGCGUUGAACGCCCUGCUUGUCUCAAAUGCCACGACUUCUCCGUCGUUGACGCGCACGCCGCGCAAUUCCCUCGCCAAUCCGUGCAGUCACUAGAACAACUGGCCUACGAUCUGACUGCCCCAUUCCUUACCGAGACGGACAAGUUCCGGGCGAUCUUUACCUGGCUACACCACAACGUCGACUACGAUACGCAGGCGUUCUUCGGGGGGACCGUCCGCGCGGUGACGCCAGAGGACACGCUGCGUAGCGGUCUCGCUGUCUGCGGCGGAUACGCCGGUCUGUUCGUGCACCUCGCCGAGCUUUCGGGGCUUACUGCAUACGAAGUAAGCGGGCAUGGCAAAGGAUUCGGCUUCGAGGCGCUCCCGCCUGGCGCAGCAGUGCCGGAGGAACAUACAGGGCACGCAUGGAAUUGCUGCUACAUGGACGGCGUCUGGCAGCUCGUGGACCCCUGUUGGGGCGCGGGCGCGCUCGUGGGAGGCGUGUAUAAUCGACGCUAUGCGCCCGAGUGGUUCUCGAUGACGCCCAUUGAAUUCGUCCAGAGGCAUUUCCCGACCGACCGUUCGUUCCAGCUCAUCGGUGAGGAGGACGGCGGCGUGGUCGAGUGGGCGGACUACAUCAUGGCUGCGCCGCGUCCGCAGAUUUACAGCGACUUCCACGAGCAGAAGUUGCACCCCGAUACUAUCCAGCCGAUCUCGAAGGAGGUGCAGGGGGGUGCGACGACGGUAUUCAGCGUUUGGAAGCUGUGCGAGCACAUGUCGAUCGCGGAAGAGGACAACUACAUCUACGCGGUGAAGACCUCGGACAAGCUGGUUCCGAUGGAAAGAAAUGACCAAGGUGGCUGGAGUGCCUCGGUUUACGUGCCAAGAGGUGGCGACAAAGUAUCGAUCUACGCUGUGACGACGAUUACCGAACGAUCCCUUCUCGGCGCUGUCAAAGAAGUCAAUGGCUUCGGGUAUCCCAUGUCUGCUUUCAAGAAAGCCAUUGGGAAGAAGGGCAUGGCAUUCAAGUUCUUGGUCGCGUGGAAUGUCGUGUAAUUUUCCCCGUGCUACUCAGUUCGGAUUCGGAUGCUAGCUGGGAUGGUACAUACUCUAUACCCUGUUUGUCGUAUGAGCCAUCAGUUAUCUGCAUUGCGUUGGUCAGUAGCAUCAAUGUUAGUGGUGUUCCGUAUGUCGCGAAUAUCAUAGGAGGGACAAUUACGGCAA